Molecule: messenger RNA, 2340 nt
Organism: Mesocestoides corti
Lineage: Eukaryota; Metazoa; Platyhelminthes; Cestoda; Cyclophyllidea; Mesocestoididae
Source: the annotation of a GenBank genome assembly
AUGAGCGUCGUUAGGCCUCAAUUUGUGUCACAGGCACCCAGUGGGUCCCAGGCCGAGUCCAAUUCCUCGUUCUCGCCUUCACCAUCCCACCCAGUUGUCACUAAUUCCAUUACAAUCUCCCCCCUUUCACCUCCAGUAACCCAUUUUACGACUCCGAAACCAUCAAGUGAGGGUGACUACGAUGUCCAGGCGGAAGAUGAUGAUGUUCUCUACUAUCCGGAGCUUUCUACAUCUGAGGAACCGUACGUCAAGUCCUCGCCAGAUUACACUGUCUCUCCUUCGACUGGCGUUGCGUCGUCGCGACAUCGUCCACCACCGCCUCCUCCAAGUUCACGUCAUCAAAAACUCUUCGGGGAAGUAGAGGAGGACGAAGAUGAGGACGAUGCUGGAAUUCCUCCCGAUGCUGGUGGUCUCUACCGACGUCUCACGGACGAGGAUAUCGGUGGUGUCGGUGCCUCUGGAGGCGAACGUUCUCCCUCCCUUUCGUCGGCUCUCUCUAGGGUAGCCGCCGAAGACCUGAUGACGCCCUAUAUUUCUAGUCAGAAGGCAGCUGUUGAAGACGCCGACCCCGUCAACUCUGCUUUGUCACGACUAAUUGGCGCGUCAAUGGCUGCUGCGCAAGUUCAAGCCGCUGCCGUUCAAGCGGCCGCAGCAGCUGGCCUGGAUCAUUAUGAUGCCGCCAUCAGGUUACCCCAGCAACCACGACUGAGAGUCUCCAGAGGGGCAUGUGCUGGACCUCUCAGAAAGCUCUCCGUGGAUCUUAUUAAAACGUAUAAACAAAUCAAUGAGGUUUACUACCGAAAUAAGCGACGAUCAAGAGAAGGCCAGCAGCAGUUGCGUCGUCACUCUCAGUUCUUGCUUGACACUUCAAACGAGGACCCGACACUGCUGGCGUCCACGUCGUCAGCUGCCUACACCCUGCCCCCUCAACCUCCACACUCCAACUCGUCUGCUCAGUCAACAGAAUCGCUAACGCUCCACCAGCACAAUCACCAACAGUCUGGAGAUUCGGUGUACACCAGUGCGCCCCAUCUGGUCGACGGCGGCGCUCCCCUCUUCGCCCCUGCCUACUAUCAACUGAACUACCCGCAAUCGUCCGGCCAGCAGCCCCUCAACGUCGACCAAGUCGUCCACAUGCACGCGCUUGCCACAAAAAUGGGCGAUAUAAGUGGGUCGCGUCACCUCGCAGUUAACCCCUUUCUCCGUCAACUUGCUGCUCACAGCCUCCUGCCCCCUUCCACAGGUAUCUACAACGAGGGCACAGGAGCGAGUCCGGACGAAGUCGUGGGUUUCGGGCCUGGUUUCGCGUCGCCGGGACUGUCGCAGCACCACGGCGUCGCACACCGUCCGCGUACUAAUCGUGCCAACCAGCUGCCUGUCUCCUCGGCAUCCCUCUCUACCCCCGGUCUCCAUCCGCUUCUCCAAUCGAUGGCACCCCGUGGCAACGGACCCUACCACCAUCACCAACAUCAGCAACAGCCACCACCACCACCACCUAACUACUACCAGAACCAGAUUGCUCUCCUUGAGACGACUGGUGUCAUGCAGCACCCCUACGCAUCCGGCAGCGUUGGUGUCAGUGGCGGUGGCGGUGGUAGUGACGCGGUGUCAGCCUCGAACACCAUCGCAGCCUUCGCCAACAACUACGCCAACGCCAUCGAUUCUGUGACCGAGUCCCUCCAUCCACCGAUUUAUGCUUGUGUUGUUGACGUGUUGGCAACUUCCCUGACCAGCUUCUGCAAAUCAGCAUCCCCAACCACGUCGGCAUCAUCCAGUCUUGGUGGAAACCAGGGCUUUGAACGACUUCUCCAAUGUGUUGGCUACUAUAAAGUGCCUAUGUCCUCGUUGAACGUCAGCAAGCACGACGUUGCCAAUUUUAAUUGGCCACCAUGGGUGUCCCAUGUGGACGUCGGUUUCGACGGGAAGACAGUAGAGGGCAUUGUGUUGGCCACCACCCACUCGUCUGUGCAAAGCCCAUGUGGGUCACGCUUCGGUCGUUUGGAUAAACUCGUCAAACACCACCGUGUUUCGUAUGUGUCCGAAAUUGCCGGACGCACUGCCUGGUUUGUCCGAGUUCACACCAGGUUGAUGGGACUGUGUGCAUGGCCAUCCAUAACUCAGAACGCAAAUCGAGUAUCCAAUUUCGUGGUCGACAUCGUGUGCCACCGACGUGUGCUCCACGUGGUCUGGCGCAACUCAGAUUGUCCGAAUUUGCGCGCCGAGGUGGAGCUGCUAGGAGGUCUUGGUGAUCCAGAUUUGACAAAAUCUCGUAGACGUCAAAUGCGCCGCUUCACGCACAAGUUAAACGCAUCGUGGAGAGCCUGUCUUGGCACUCCCUAA